Molecule: messenger RNA, 4530 nt
Organism: Canis lupus familiaris (dog)
Lineage: Eukaryota; Metazoa; Chordata; Mammalia; Carnivora; Canidae
Gene: GAL3ST3
Product: galactose-3-O-sulfotransferase 3
Exons: 3
Coding region: 2876-3982 (368 amino acids)
Biological process (GO): glycolipid biosynthetic process
Cellular component (GO): membrane
Molecular function (GO): galactosylceramide sulfotransferase activity
Source: RefSeq, a predicted model, not a curated record
UGCGAUGGGGGGCGGGCGGCUGGCCGAGCGGAGAGGAUCGGAGCCGCCACCUGAUCCCAUCCAGGCGCGGAGAGGCGAGCGAACCCGCACUCGGCGCUCAGAGCCCCCGGCGCCCUCCGAUCCGCAUUGGAUUUCGGGACAAGGGUUGGGAGAUAGCGGCGACCACCCCCCCACUCAGGUCGGAGGCAGAGCCCUUGGCACUAUUUAUUUGACAGAGAGUGAGCAAGCACAAGCACGGGGAGCCGGAGAAGGGGAAGUAGGUUCCCCACUGAGCAGGGAGCCCAAUGCCAGGCGCCGUCCCAGGACCCCAGGAUCAUGACCUGAGCCGAAGGCAGACACCAACUGAGCCACCCAGGUGCCCCCAGGAAACUCCCAUCUUGUCACCAAAUCCUCUAGGCAGGGUAAGUGGCAGAGGCCACAGACUCUGACUUCCUCUUGUAGGCUUCCUCACUGAGGCAGAGCCAGCCCUUCUCUGCCCCUAGCAAUCCCUGAAAAGACCACAGGGCCUUAGACUUUCUCUGUUGUGCCCUUGGAUGGCCCUGUGUGGCUGAACCCUUCACCUCCCUCAGCCCCAGGCAGAUUAAGUCUGUCUGCAGGUUGGUGGAGGAAACCAGGUGAUAGGGCCUGGAGAGAAAGGAAAGGCAUAACCGGGACAUCUUUCCACCCAAACAGGUUUAAAUGUAAUCCAGGAUUAAUGAGGAGCAGGGGAGGUAGUGGUUAAGAAAAGGGACUGAAAACUAAGCUCCAGGCCCCUGGGGAAAGUGAUGGUCAAAAGUUUUUACAUUACCUCAUCCCUCCUGGGACCCAGGUGUCCUAGUUCCAUAUACGUGCAAAUGCCCAUAGGGUUCCAGGCUCCCUCUCCCCAUUCAAGAGGUGUGUGUGUGUGAGAGGCUGAAGCUGAACCUAGACCUGAGACUGAGGGCCCUGAGACAGAGACGCUACCCUAAUGGGGAGGAAGGCAUUGCUGCUGAAGCUGACUUUCCGCUAGCAUUGCCAAAGGCUGCCCUUGAGCCAAGGUAUUCAUGCAGGGACAGGUGACUGGCUGGAAACCAGACCCUUCUUCUGCCUCUCACUCCUGCCACUCACCUGAGAUGGAGACCCACCUUCUCCUGGAAAAUCUCAGCAGGACAAUAAGGAGAAGCCCCUCCGUAUUCCCCACACUGCCACCCCUCUCCUAGGCUGCCAUGUCACGGCCUUGGCCGGGCACCUCUCACUGCAGAGGCAGCUGAUGAGGCAGCCAGGGUUUCAGGUGUCUGGGGAUGGAAUCCAGAUAGGGUUCUGGGAUUUCAAGUCCUUCCUUUCUUUCCCACAUGGAUUUAUUGGUCUUGGGCCUUCGGGGCAGGAGCUCAGCUAGGAAGGCCGAAGCCCAUGCUUCGGGCUCAGAAGCAUGCAGAACUGCCAGAAUCCACAGCAGGGACGGGGAAAUCAGUUUUCUGUGGAAGCAGCACAUAUAACGUCUAGGGGGACUAGUUUGAAACCAGAAAGAACAGGUCUGAAUCCUGAUCCUGCCAACAGCUGUGUGCCUAUGGGACACAUAGCACCAACACUUACAGCCUCAGUUUCCUGGUCUGUAACAUGGGGAAUAACAUCUGUGUUACAAGUGUGGUGGGGAUUACAUGGAAUUAAGUAUGUAAGAGUACAGUACAUGUAGUAAACCUGCAGUAUUGAUCCAUUGCCCACGUCAAGAGACCCAAGAAGCUAUAGGUCUGCUCAGUAGUUUCAUAUGAGCUCAGUCUCUGGGGAGUCAAGACCAACUCUUGGCUGAAGCAGUCAGGCAAGGAGUCCUGAAGGAGAGAAACCUUGAAUUGAGACUUUUGUGCUUUAAGCCAAGCCCUGGUGCUAAGGUAAGUCUACUGGGGAGACAGAUACAAAUGACCACAAGACAAAGAUGAAUUCGGGCCAGGCAGAGAAGCCGAGACAGGGCUCAAGGGAGGAGUGGCUACAGCUUGAAGAGCUGGCCACACCCCAGAGCCUGUAAUUCCACCCAAGACUAAGUUAUCUGGAGCAGUGUGGAGAUAGAGUCUUGGUAAUGGGAGGUAGGAAUCUGAUCUUCUCUGGCUUCUCUGCUCAUUCCACCCUUUGGAGCUCUCCUUUGCAGCAGUCCUGCUGGGGCCCACAGCCCAUUUCCUCUACCUGCUGAAAACCUGUUUGCCUCCUUCUUCUACUAGGCCUCUCAGGAAUACUGGCCCUGCUACCAGAGCCCCAGGAGCCCCCAUGAGUGCCAGCGAAGGGAGUCCUGGAUAGCAAGGCCCCGGCUGGUCCAGGGCUGGGUACCCCAUCAUGCCACCCAUCCUUCAGCACCUGCAGCAGGCCACCAAGAUGAUGAGCCGCAGGAAAAUCCUGCUGUUGGUGCUAGGAUGUGGCACCUUAAGCCUCCUCAUCCACCAGGGGGCGCAGCUCAGCUGGUAAGGGGGCUGGGCCUCGGUGUGGGGGCGGGCCCCAGGCGAGUUACAUUCUUGCCUGGUUGGCAGAACUGGAGCUCUCCUUCCCAUCCCUUUUAUCUGCCAGAAAAGUGUGUCUUCCGCUGGGCUUUGCCCCUUCCGUCUGUUCUAAAAGUGCUUUCUAUACAUUCUCCUUAGAGCCACACAACCUCCCAGAGCAGGGACUGGUCUUCAUUGAAAGGUUGCUUGAAGUCAUAGAGUUAGUCAGUGACUAACCUGGGAUUCUAAUCCAGUCCAAGUCCUUCCCACAACAUCAUGUUCUGAGUGUCUCCCCAAAGGACUGCAAACAACUUCUCAUUACUUCUGCUGUGCUGGGCAAAUCCCCUCACUUCUCCGAGCCUGUUUCCUCAUCUAUAAAAUGGGAAUGAUGGUACCCCAAGCUGUUUCCUCUGAGCUGUCCACCUCUGCGGGGCUCACCGCCCCGCCCCAAGCACAUGACUGUGGCCUUCCUGAAGACGCAUAAGACUGCGGGCACCACCGUGCAGAACAUACUGUUCCGCUUCGCUGAGCGGCACAACCUGACGGUGGCUCUGCCGCACCCGAGCUGCGAGCACCAGUUCUGCUACCCACGCAACUUCUCGGCGCACUUCGUGCACCCCGCCACGCGGCCGCCGCACGUGCUAGCCAGCCACCUGCGCUUCGACCGCGCGGAGCUCGAGCGCCUCAUGCCACCCGGCACCAUCUACGUCACCAUCCUGCGCGAGCCGGCCGCCAUGUUCGAGUCGCUCUUCAGCUACUACAACCAGUACUGUCCAGCCUUCCGGCGCGUGCCCAACGCGUCGCUCGAGGCCUUCCUGCGCGCGCCCGAGGCCUACUACCGCGCGGGCGAGCACUUCGCCAUGUUCGCGCACAACACGCUGGCCUACGACCUGGGCGGCGACAACGAGCGCAGCCCGCGCGACGACGCCGCCUACCUGGCGGGCCUCAUCCGCCAGGUGGAGGAGGUCUUCUCGCUCGUCAUGAUCGCCGAGUACUUCGACGAGUCGCUGGUGCUGCUGCGGCGCCUGCUGGCCUGGGACCUGGACGACGUGCUCUACGCCAAGCUCAACGCGCGCGCCGCAAGCUCGCGCCUCGCCGCCAUUCCCGCGGCGCUUGCACGGGCUGCGCGCGCCUGGAACGCGCUCGACGCGGGCCUGUAUGACCACUUCAACGCCACGUUUUGGCGCCGCGUGGCGAGCGCUGGCCGGGCGUGCGUGGAGCGCGAGGCGCGUGAGCUGCGCGAGGCCCGCGAGCGCCUACUGCGGCGCUGCUUCGGCGACGAGCCUGUGCUGCGGCCCGCCGCUCAGAUCCGCACCAAGCAGCUGCAGCCAUGGCAGCCCAGCCGCAAGGUGGACAUCAUGGGCUAUGACCUGCCCAACGGCGGCGCGGGCCCAGCCACCGAGGCCUGCCUCAAGCUGGCCAUGCCCGAGGUGCAGUACUCGAGCUACCUGCUGCGCAAGCAAAAGCGCAGGGGCGGCGUUCGCGCCCGGCCCGAACCAGUCUUGGACAAUCCUCCGCCCCGGCCCAUCCGGGCACUGCCCCGCAGCCCCCAGGGCCACUGAGCUCUGAAGAGUCUGGGUCCUACCCUGCCCGCCGGGAGUCCUGCCUAGGACUGCCCCCAGCUCCCCCCUCGUCAGGCCCCCUUCUGCUCAGUCCUUGGGGCCCCGUCUCCCAAUCUGAGCCUGCCUCCCUAGGGUGAGUUGAACCCCACUUCCGUGGAGGGUGCUGAUAGGCCCGAUUGAGCUCCGGGCUACCCAUUUGUCCUUCCUUACUGGCUGGUGACUUUGGCAAGAGGUCUGAGGCCUGUCCGGAACUGACCACCCUGCCUUUUUCUGUGGGUUGAGCCCCACACUUGUCUUUUCCACGCGGGUAGGCCCAGGCCUCACGCAGAGGGGGUGCUGAGCCCUGGGAAAGGCUGCUUUGCCCGACAGCUUCCCCAAGCUCUUGCUCUUCCUCCCGGGGGUCAGAGACACCCCCCCCACACUGUCUGUCUUCCAGGUUCCACCCUCCCCACAGACCUAAGCUGCUCCCAGACUCCCAGAACCAAGAGUUCUUGGGUUGGGCUUUUUGUUUGUUUGUUUUUUCUUUAAUAAAAUACCUCUAAAAGACA